UAAAAAUGGCAUUGCCCAUGGCGCACCUCUCAGUUUGUCGUCUGCUGCUCCGACAGACGCACGUGCUCACUUUGUACAUGUAACUAAAUCCUAUCCGAACUACAUUUGAGGCGACCAUGGUGCUAAAAAGUCAAGAGAUGAGGUUCGACGCUGCGGAUUUCGUAAAUCCGGCUUUCCAGGAGGACGAGAAGGCACCGCAGGCCAACGGAUUACACACACCGGCCCAGAGUGACAAUGCUUCGUCAGUUGAUCUCAAACGAGUCGAAGAUGGAAGCUCACCGGAACGAGGUCAAUGGGGAAGCAAGACAGAGUUCAUAUUGUCAUGUAUUGGACUCUCCGUGGGUAUUGGCAACAUUUGGAGGUUCCCUUAUUUGGCCUACCAGAAUGGAGGAGGUGCCUUCCUCCUGCCAUACAUGAUACUCAUGAUUCUCGUGGGUAAACCAAUGUACUUUAUGGAGGUCGCAGUAGGGCAGUUUACGAGUCUUGGACCAAUGUCUAUUUGGAGGUGUCUACCUAUCGCAAAAGGUGUCGGAGCAGCCAUGAUGGUCGUGUCUAUACUAGUCGCGAUAUACUACAACGUAGUCAUCGCCUACACUUUUUUCUACAUGGCUCAGAGCUUCCGCUCCGAGCUUCCAUGGCAGGAUUGCUACGAGUGGUGGGGUGCUGACCCUAACACCUGUUACGUGCGCAAUGGAAACGUGGAGCGUUGCAGCGUUGUGAAUGAUAGGCUCGUGCACGAAUACAUUCACAGCAAAGUGGAGCUCCCAGGAACCGUGGAGCUUCGCACCGCAUGGAACGUCAGCGCAUUUGUUCCACAGGCUAUUGUCUCCGAUCUGUUCAGCAACUGCACGAACGCUACACAAACCGCUAGUCAACAAUUCUGGGAACGCUACGUACUCAAUAUCACUGGAGGCAUCGAUGAACCUGGAGCUCUCCGAUGGGACCUGAGUCUUUGCCUGUUAGCCAGUUGGGUCAUCGUGUUUCUCUGCCUCAUGAAAGGAGUCAAAUCAACUGGAAAGGUAGUAUACUUCACGGCAACUUUCCCCUACGUUGUUCUUCUGAUCCUUCUCGUGAAAGGCGUGACGCUUCCUGGAGCCGUGGAGGGCAUCAAAUAUUUUCUCAUCCCUGAUUGGAGCAGGAUUCUGGAGAUUGAGAUCUGGCGCAAUGCAGCUGAGCAACUCUUUUACUCGCUGGGAAUCUCUUGGGGAGGAAUCAUCAUGUUCGGCAGUUACAACAAGUUCAGAAACCCUGUUCAUAAGGACGCUCUCUUCGUCAGCUUCAUGGAUUUUAUCACGAGUAUCAUAGGCGGCAUUGUAAUCUUUUCGGUCCUGGGAAACAUGUCUACGGAGCUCGGAGUGGACAUCAAAGACGUAGCUAAAGCAGGUCAAGGCCUAGCCUUUGUCGCCUACCCAGAGGCCCUCUCGCGGCUAGUCGUACCUCAGCUAUGGUCUUUCCUAUUCUUCUUCAUGUUAUUCCUCCUGGGGCUUGACAGCGAGUUUGCCCUUUUGGAAACAUUCCUUACAGCGUUUUACGAUGAAUUUCCCGCGUCCAGGAGAUAUAAAGUUCCAAUGACGCUGGGCAUCUGCGUUGUUUGCUUCCUCCUUGGACUGCCAUGCGUCACUCAGGGAGGCCAGUAUGUUCUCAACCUUAUGGACACCUAUGCCGGAGGCUUCGCAGUCAUAUUCAUUGCUAUCUGUGAAGUCAUCAGCAUUAUGUGGAUUUACGGGUUCCGCCGGUUCUCCAACGAUCUGAAGCUAAUGCUGGGUCACAGUGUGGGCUGGUACUGGAAGUCCAGCUGGCUUGUGUUCUCCCCCAUCAUACUGUCCUUCCUGUUCAUCUACGGCUUCUUCUGGCACAAGCCCGUCACUUACGAUGGCACCGUCGAGUAUCCUGCUUGGGCUGAUGGUCUCGGUUGGUUCUUAGCGCUGGUGUCUAUGGCGCAAAUCCCCAUCUGGGCCGUGGUAGUUCUGUUCUUGAAUCGAAAGAACCUGAGAAAGGCAUUCGAACCACAACUCACGUGGGGCCCAGCAGAACCCGAAGACUUCGCCCUCUACAGCUCCGAGCACUCAGUGGUGAAUCAUGCGUUGGAAUACGUUGACACCUAUCAGUCGAAAUCCGCCUUUUAAUGGUCCUUCUAUGUCAAGCACCAGAAGACAGAACCUGCUCUAUCCUGAUACGGCAAACGACCUGUCGCAAUGAUACAUGGUUGCCAGGUUCACUGAAUAACCGCGUUGAGCGCGAUGCUGUGUUCCAAGAAACUGCUGGCAACCAUGGAUAGCUUCAAAAGGUGAAGCAACUCGAAUAAUUGACGCCAGCUAAAAUUAUGUGUAGCGUUGUAGCGUUUUACCAAACGGGCCCGGACAGAGAUAGUGUGUGUCUAUACAGUGUUGCGUACACCUCGGGCUUAGUAUGUUCAGAUGUGGCGGCAACUUUUACUGUGUGAUUUUACGAGGCCCGGUAACGACGAACAUUUCAUUUCAAUGAUGAUCAUGAUGAUUAUGUUGUUUCAUCGCGGCCAACAACGACUUGAUCAUGCGCCUUGUAGAAAUGUGAUCUGUUUUUACUUUUGUUUAAUGCACAACUUUUUAAUUUGGUCUCCCUUUAUGUGAGUCGUGACCCAUCGUAUGUUGCACGACCCAAUAUUGGCGAAAAGUACUUAUUUGUAGCGAGAUACGGAACCAUGUACGCACUUCGGCAUUGAGCUAUGACGUCACAGAACCGAAAGCCUCGGCGCAUACCGAGUAAGCACAUACUGUAUCUUGUAAGAAGGUGACCCCUGCCGCGGUCGUCUCACUUGCGGAGGUGCACGCGGUGAUGUCACAGCCGGAUAAGUUUCAGUAUUCGAGGUUUCAGUAUUCGCGGUUUUCCCUCUUUGCCUCAAAACUUGUAAUGCAGGUUCACACGGAUGCAAAUAAGCACCUCCGGGAUAACCUGGGGACGAAGUGUCACAACCCCUUUUUACUCAGGUCCUCGUCAAUACCCUAAAGUGUGGCUCUUCUUGAGCUUGUAUUUAGGUACUAUUUGUACAUAGUCCACUUGUAGAUAGUUCAACUCACGUCAUUCCCUCGCCGCUGACAUCGAUGUUAUUGAAUGCUGUUGAGCGUCCGAAAGCUUCUUAGAAUAGCACAAAACUCUUCUCAUCUCAUCAUAGUCGUUCGUAACACAACUCUCUUUCGCGCUCUAAUAAGCGACGUGCCCCAUUCCAAUUACUUUCUCCGUGUGACUUCGGCCGGAGACGGCAUGUUGCAAACCACCAUAGAUUUCUCCAACACGCUAUACAGUCAGGAUCACUUGACCUUUAUUUAUUGAGUGCAAGCUGGGCUUCACUGAUUCGACUUGCUCGUAGAUUUCAAGUCAACUAGCAAGUUCUCUUGUGUCCGUAGGUCAUAGACAAAGAGCAAUCUCCGUGUCUCACCGAUGCUAGCGCUCGAGGUGCAGCUACAGGAAAGGAUGCGACUCGAUUACGUAUAUGAUUGUGUACGCUGGGCGUGCGAUGAACUCUGCUCCUGUGUGUAGUAAUAAAAUGUACUUUUUACCUUGCGCCACGUGGAGAGUUCUUUUUGCUUAAAUAGCGUGAAAUUAAAAGUGCAUUUUUGUGUA
Messenger RNA from Ornithodoros turicata, 3600 nucleotides. Its product is annotated as sodium-dependent proline transporter-like. The coding region runs from base 117 to 2126 and encodes 669 amino acids. The record is from RefSeq and is a predicted model, not a curated record. Gene Ontology annotation, molecular function: L-amino acid transmembrane transporter activity. Gene Ontology annotation, biological process: sodium ion transmembrane transport. Gene Ontology annotation, cellular component: plasma membrane. The transcript has 16 exons. NCBI's taxonomy places the organism in Eukaryota, Metazoa, Arthropoda, Arachnida, Ixodida, Argasidae.